Messenger RNA from Brugia pahangi, 1950 nucleotides. The record is from the annotation of a GenBank genome assembly. Lineage: Eukaryota; Metazoa; Nematoda; Chromadorea; Rhabditida; Onchocercidae.
AUGUCUACUUUUCCCAAUAGUGCAAGCGAUUUUCAAGAUCCAUCAUUCUGGAAAGAAUUUUACAAAGAUGCCGGAGAUGCGUUUGAAUGGUACGGUGAUUUGAAGAAUUUUGGGUGUGUCUUGACCAAAUAUUUGAAAACAACUGAUAAAAUUCUACAAAUUGGAUGCGGCAGUUCAGAAUUAGCGGAUCAGCUUUACGAUGGUGGUUAUCAAGUAAUUGAUAGUAUCGACAUUGAUGAAGGAAUCAUCCGAAAACAAAUAGCCAAGAAUUGUUCAUCAAGACCGGAAUUACAGUUUAUAUGUUGUUCGGCAACAAAAAUUGAAGCGCCAGACGAAAAAUACAACGUUGUCUUAGACAAGGGGACGUUAGAUGCAUUAAUUCCAUCCGCAAAUGAGGACAUAGUGGAGAAAAUGGAAGACGUAGAAAAAAUGUAUGCUGAAGUAUGCCGGGUGCUUGCGGUCGGAGGUCGAUAUGUUGUGCUUACGCUUGCUCAAAAACACGUGCUCAAUUCAUAUAUGCCAUUUUUUCUGGAACGGAAGGACUUCAUUAUACGGGUUGAAAAGAAUACUGAUGCUAAUUGGGAGUUUCCUCUGCCAAUAUUUUUGCUUAUCGCGACGAAACUUCGUGUUUCUCUUGCUUCACCAUACAUGGAGUUAAUACUUUCACUGGAAAAGAAAUCGGUUAAAUUCUCCUCUUUGGAAAACUUGAUUAGUGCGAUAAAUGCGGAGCAGGAAUUCUCGAGAUUUCGCCAUAUGUGUUCCAAAAAAUUGGAACAUGAAGUAAAUUUGAUACUGCAUGAUAGCGAUGAGAGACCACGAUAUCGGAUUGCAGUUCUUGACGACCCGAAAGUCAGUGAAUUAUGUUCCUUCGCUGUCUUCAUCGUCCCGGUUGGCAGAGAUCGCGACUGGUUUUUCGCUACUGAAAGAGGCCGUUCAUCACUUCGCAAACAAUGUGAUAAAGAUCGGUUGGCAGUUGCUACACUUUAUCGUGAGCAAAAAUAUGAAAGUAUGGAGCAGGUUAAAGAUGAAUUGGGUCCAUAUCAGAAGUCGGUGGUAGAAUUUCUUUCUCUUGGAAAAAUUGACGUUAAAGAAACUCGUGCCACAGGAAAUUCCGAUGUCAACGGUCCAUGGGCAGUGGAAGAUGUCCGCAUACAAAGUUCCAUAUAUCGAAGACUUGUUUUUUUGUCUGCCCAAAAUCUAGUACAGUCUGAAGUUAAAUUGAUUCGGAACAGAAGAGGUGUCGAAAUUGUGGAUUUGCAUACAUUAACCUCGGAAUAUCAUGAGGCGAUGUUGGCAGCACUACCUUUUAUGUUACGUCCUGGUGAAAAAUUGAACCAUGCAACUAAAUUACGAUUACUUGUUCUUGGAUUAGGUGGUGGUGUUCUGCCCUCCUUUCUGCACAUCAAAUUUCCGUCAAUGUUUAUCGUAUCUGUGGAAUUAGAUCCGAAGGUGGCGGAAAUUGCAAAGUACUGGUUUUCUUUCAAUAGUGACUCGCGUUUGACCGUUGUGAUCAAGGAUGCUCUUACAUAUAUUGAAGAACUGGUGCAGCAGAAUGAUGAGUCACGCUUGUUCGAUGUCAUAUUCAUUGAUGUGGCUGGAAGCAUUCACGAAGAUGGAUUGAGUUGUCCAUUACCGUCGUUUGUAACAGAGAAAGCUCUCAAUAAUAUGUAUGCUGCACUUUGUGCAAGAGGAGUAUUGGCUUUAAAUCUAGUAACUCGAAACGAUAGUGUUGCUGAGCAAAUUAAAGACCGUGUUUUGUCGAUUUUUUCCUAUUAUUGCAGUCAUUCCAGCCAGGAAGACAUAAAUCAGGUUUUGAUUUGUCCAAAAGUACGGAAGAGCUUAUACGAUGUUCGAAAAGCCUGUGAAAAUUACAAAAAAGAGAAAGGGACACUGGGAAAUUUAUUCUCAAAUGUUUCGACGCUGAAAUUUUAUGAGAAGCGAGCCGACUGA